Messenger RNA from Lactuca sativa (garden lettuce), 258 nucleotides. Lineage: Eukaryota; Viridiplantae; Streptophyta; Magnoliopsida; Asterales; Asteraceae. The record is from RefSeq and is a predicted model, not a curated record.
AUGCCACCUUUACAACCCAUCAUCACCACCCGCCACCACAAGCCCCAUCCCUACCUACAAAAACCACCACUCGUCACCAUCAACCACCACUAUCCACCAAUCACUACCACCUGUCACCACCACCUACCAUCACCACCUGCCUCUACCACCCAUCACCACCACCACCACCACCCACUUAGACCACCCGUUACCACCACCCGCCACAACCACCCCACCCACUACUCAUCAAGACCACCACCACCCAUCAACACCACCUGA